Cylicostephanus goldi is the source of this 150-nucleotide messenger RNA. Lineage: Eukaryota; Metazoa; Nematoda; Chromadorea; Rhabditida; Strongylidae. The record is from the annotation of a GenBank genome assembly.
UACGAUAAUCGAGCCUACCCGGGCGGAUCCUCAUCCACCUACGCGUACUCACCCGACAAUCGUCGCGAUCCCUACUAUCCUGAGCAGAGGGAUCCCCGGGACUAUAGAGAACAUCCGCAGGCAAUCGACAAUCACGGCUAUCGCUACUGA